UGACGGCUCUGGUCUGAAUAUCUCCCCCUGCAGUCACAGUGGUCCGCGUUAUCAGGGCGAAGUGCGUUAAAGUAAUAAAGUCGAACUUUAACCAUUCUUGGCUUAGCAGAUUCUCUGCAGGAUAAUCGAGGUGUUAUAUUCGCCUGUGCAACACAUUCCCUCUGGCUAUUUCAUCAACCCGCUGCAGGAAUGAGUGACGAUCAGUUUGACGUAGUUGUCGUCGGCGCGGGCCUGUCAGGACUCAGCGCGGCUCGAAGGCUGCAAAAGAGAAACUCGCAACUCAGCGUGUUAGUUCUGGAGGCCAGAGACCGUGUCGGGGGUAGAACUGUAAGCGAAAAGCUGCCUGCCGCGAAUGGCGUUGACCAGUGGGACAUGGGGGGACAGUGGGUGUCCAGCUCGCAGACCCAUGUCAUGGAGCUUAUUCGAGAGCUUGGUGUGGAGGUCUUUCCACAAUACACAAAGGGCAAGAAGGUGCAUCACGUGGGCGGCCCGCAUGCCAAAAUCUCAACGUAUUCUUCUAGCAUCCCAUCAUUCUCCCCGCUGGUCCUGCUGGACUUCACCCAGAUUCUGUGGCGGAUUGACUCUCUCACUAAGACCAUAUCAGUUGAAGACCCGAUGAGCUCUCCUAAUGCCGAGCUCUAUGACAGCAUGACGCUUUACUCCUUCAUGGAAAAACAUAUCUGGUCCACACAGAUAAAAGAGGAGAUAGCCUUGUGUAGCCGUAUCGUGUUCGGUCUGGAACCCUCUCAGGUGUCUUUCCUCUACUUUCUGAUGUACUCCGCUGCAGCAGGGGGCACUCUACGCCUCCUGGAGACCACACCUGGAUCGGGUCAGGAGUUCAGAGUCAAGGGAGGCACUCAGCAGCUGUCGGAGAAGCUAGCGGAGCAGAUCGGAGCAGAGCGGGUUCGGCUGGGUGCCGCUGUAACCACCAUAUGUCAGGAUUCAGAGAACAUAAAAGUUACGACUUCUGCAGGCACAGUCACUUGUAAAGCCGUCAUUGUUGCUUGUCCUUCUAACUUGGCAGCCCAGAUCCACUACGAGCCUGCCCUGCCAGCUGAGCGCCAGCGGCUCAUCCAGUGCCUGCCCAUGGGCCACAUGACGAAAUUUAUCGUCACAUACCCCACUGCAUUUUGGAAAGAAAAGGGUUUCUCAGGGGAAAUUGUGGUUCGCCCCUCCGAGUGCUGCCCUAUAAGCGUCACAUUUGACGCCACCAGCCCCAAAGGCAAUCCUGCAUUGGUGGGUUUCAUCGCUGGAGUUCAGGCCCUUGACUGGAGCGAAAGAAAGAUGGAGGAGAGAAGAGAUGCUGUCAUCUCCAGCCUGGUAAAGUACCUUGGCCCGGAGGCAUCCACCUACAUUCACUAUGGGGAAAAGGACUGGGCAAAGGAGGAAUAUAGUGGAGGCUGUCCUGUGAAUGUAAUGACCCCCGGGAUGUUAACGUAUUACCACCCCAGUCUUCGAAAGCCCUUCGGCAGGAUUCAUUGGGCAGGCACAGAGACGGCCACCCAAUGGUGUGGAUACAUUAGCGGGGCAAUUCAGUCUGGUCAGCGGGCGGCUAUGGAGGUCCUAGCUCAGAUGUGUCCUUCUUCCCUGUCCCGGGAGGAACUGGACUCAGUGCGAGCUUCCCUGAAACACAGUAAACCAAGAAAUGAGUCAAAGUGCAAGUCGUCCAAGUCUUACUGCCUCCUCGGUGUGGGAAUGACAGCAGCUGCACUGGUGACCGCCUACCUGUUGGCCAAACCAGAACUAGGAUUGAAAUGGAUCUAAAGGGAUUUGUUUCUUGACAUGUAUUUUAUUAGUAGUUGUGCCUUAAAAUACAUUCUAGUCAACAUGAUGAAUUUUAUCUCCAUAACGGUAAAUAUUUCAGAGUGAAACAUGAUUUUCAGUGGGAAAACAAGGGCGGGACUUGAUUGUAUAUUUAUUGGAAAUUGAUUGCUCCAUGAAAAUACAAUAUAAUUGAAAAGCGUGUUGCAUACCAGAAUAGAGCUAAAUAAGACGGCUUAGAAUUGUCAGCCAAAAGUUGCAGAUACACGGUAAGUUUGUGCUGAAAUUAUAUGCUGACUUUUUAUGUGUGUGUGUGGGGGGGGAGGGGGGGAACUGUAAUGUGAAUAAUGUAAAAAUGGUCAGUUGUUUAAUUUAAGUAUCAGUAAAAUAAUUACAGUAUAAUCACUCAUUGUAUCUUGUACUUAAUCAUAUUUCCAGAUUUGAAUUUCCAAGAUAUAAACUACGGUAACUUUCAGUGCUUCAUCAUGAAAUUACGUGGCAUAAUGUGUUAUGUAGAGGAAAUAUGAAACAUCAAAGCACAGAAGUGAAGCAAACAUAUUGUGAGCUAUAAAUGUAUUUUUGUCAAGCACUUUGAGUGCCUCUCUCUUUCAACCCCAUGAGACUUUCAAUUGUUAUCAUGAGAAUAAAGCAAGCCGGACACUCA
Messenger RNA from Pimephales promelas (fathead minnow), 2425 nucleotides. RefSeq names its product putative flavin-containing monoamine oxidase A. The record is from RefSeq and is a predicted model, not a curated record. NCBI's taxonomy places the organism in Eukaryota, Metazoa, Chordata, Actinopteri, Cypriniformes, Leuciscidae. Gene Ontology annotation, molecular function: oxidoreductase activity.